ACAAUUUGUUCCGUUUCCUUGUUUCCAGUCGAACACAAAAUGCCGGACGGUACUGUUGAGAGUACCGGCGGAACAAGUUUCCAUUACGGAGCCUGGAUCUUGUUCUGAAUGACCCAUACAGUUGGUUCAGGUUAAUUAACCGGCUAAAGAGGUUCUAAUGGAGCCGGAGCACAGAGCAGUGCUCCGGAAGUUCCGGGUGCAUCUAUCCGACCAGUUGCUGGUCAGCGACAGCAUCGUUCCGUUUCUUUUCCAGGAAGGGGUUCUGACGGAGGCCCAGGUGGAGCAGGUGGAGGGUCAGCUGACCAACAGACAGAAGAACCUGAAGAUGCUGGACAUCCUGCCGAACCGCGGGCCUCGGGCCUUCGGCGCCUUUCUGGAGGCUCUGCAGGACUUCAGCUGGAUCCGGGACCAGAUGCUGCUGGAGCUGCAGAACACAGCCAGUGCAGGGACACCAGGGCAGAACACACCUGGAAAUGGUUCCACAGGUGAGAACAUACCAGCGGAACACACAGGAACCGGGUCACCAGAUGUUCCUGCUGUUCCUCCCUGUCCCAAUGGAGACGACUGCCGGUUGCCGGACUCGGUCCUGCAGAACGUUCCUUCGGAUCGGGAGCUGUCCCGGCUGGCCUCAAGACUCGGCGCCGAGUGGGAGAUGGUUCUGUUAUACCUGGGCGUGUCUGCUGAAGCUCUGUACCGCUGCCGCUCCGAUCACAGCCUGAACACUCAGGCAGCGGCGCUGGCCGGCCUGGUUCUGUGGAGGCGGUCCGACGGGAGGAAGGCCACGCUGGGAAAGCUGCUCUGGAGUCUGGAGGCUGCUGGUGUCCAUCCGUCUGUCCUGGAGGACGCCGUCAUGUGCUGAGACUGAACCACAGAGUCCGGUUCUCCAGGUCCAGCCAGUCUGAGUUUAAAGGAACGUAGAGUCCUGCUGAAGUUUGGGUUGGUCCAAAAUCAGAGACUGAAAUUUAUGUCCAUAAAUUUACUAAAUAAUGAAACUAAAGACAGAACGUUUUAAUGUGCAGGAACUAAAAUUCUGGUUCCUUAAAAACCUGAAGACUUUGGGACCAAAUGUUAAGUUCUGCUGUGCUUCUAUCUGCUGAGUGAAGCUCACAGAACCUAAAAAUAUAAGUUAAUAAAAAUAUGCAUAUGCGUACAA
Messenger RNA from Girardinichthys multiradiatus, 1153 nucleotides. It is a transcript of the gene cradd, whose product is annotated as CASP2 and RIPK1 domain containing adaptor with death domain. The transcript has 2 exons. The record is from RefSeq and is a predicted model, not a curated record. Gene Ontology annotation, cellular component: CBM complex. Bases 158 to 859 code for a protein of 233 amino acids. Gene Ontology annotation, molecular function: death domain binding; protease binding. Gene Ontology annotation, biological process: regulation of apoptotic process; signal transduction. Lineage: Eukaryota; Metazoa; Chordata; Actinopteri; Cyprinodontiformes; Goodeidae.